Sphaeroforma arctica JP610 is the source of this 1445-nucleotide messenger RNA. RefSeq lists its product as hypothetical. Gene Ontology annotation, molecular function: N-acetyltransferase activity. The coding region runs from base 134 to 895 and encodes 253 amino acids. The transcript has a single exon. The record is from RefSeq and is a predicted model, not a curated record. Lineage: Eukaryota; Ichthyosporea; Ichthyophonida.
CUGCUACACAUAUCUAUAUCCAACAUAUACACCCACAGACAACAAUCUAUACACGAUACAUCAAAAGACAAUUUAUAUCCAAUAUAUCCAAAGUUUAGAUUGAGAGGUAUUCAAAACCUUACACUUCUGUACAAUGACACAGCCUGGUUCCAAGAUUUACAAGGAGAUACAGAGCAAGGAUGGAGAUCUAUUUACAAUACAACCUAUGCUUGAAAAUGACUACAGUCAGUGCGUAAAGCUGUGUACAAAUGCCUUUGUCAAGAACAACGCUGUCAUUAUGCACUUAAAUAUACCCGAGCCUCAGCUAUACGAACAUUUCGAGGAACACUUACGGCCCUGCAUGGAAAGCGGUCUAUCUCUGGUUGUUAAAUCGAGCGACAAUUCCAUAGCAUCCAUGUUAUUCCUGGAAACUUUUAAUAUAUAUGACACUUACACACCGCCUCUGGAGAGUGGAAUGCAACCUCUGUAUAGGAUAGGAAAGAAAAGCUACUUAGAAGCUGUCACGAAGAACCCAGAGAUACUGCAGGCUGCAGCUAGGUAUAUGACGAUGCGAGUAAACAUGGGUGCCACUGACGUAGCGUAUGACGGUCACGGUUUGGGUACGCAGCUCAGAUUGUAUGUCGAGACGCACGCGCGUGAUCUGGGCUACGAAUGCAUUACAGUAGAGCCGAUCAGCAACGCGACCAGACACAUAUAUGAGAAAUUCGAGUGGACUUUGCUGGCGAAUGUAACACUUGCCAACGAUGUGGACAAGAAUGGCUCGAGGCCUUUUGAUGGCUUAGACGAAGGUGAACGCUAUACGAUAUUUAUGAAGAACUUGAGCCCUAGUCCUGUGUAUAGUAAGCCUAUAGCCUGGUGUGUAUUGGCGGCUUUGAAGUUGGGGCUCGUACGAUAGAAAGUUUAGAGACAAGACUGUUAGGUAGAGUAUGGUUUUAGUAUACUGCAGUGCAGUCUGAGUAAAAGACAAGAAAAGAGGUAAGAAUAUUCACAACCUUAUGGGAGGGUUUGACGUGUGUGUCUCAAAAGCUAGGCCUGUAUGGGAUAUAUGAUAUUGGUAGCUAUGGCGACUUGAACUGCGACUCCCUCGGAAGUAGCAUGACAAAUGCUCCGAGCUGUGUUGCAACUAUAGGCAACUCUUUUUAAGGUCCAAUGGGUCGUUCGCGACACUUUGAUACUGUGGCUCUAUCAGGAUGCGCUCGCCAAAUAGUUCUUUAAACGAGUGGACAUAUUCAGUGUGUGCGCUUCAAGCGAAUGAUAGAGUGAGAGAUGUCUGACGAUGCUUGGUGUUGGCACUGCAGUCCUAAGUAAGCUGAAUAAUGCAACAGUUCAGUAAUAUUUGCAACGCAGUUGGUCGCAUACCCGAUGAUGUGCGGUAUAAUCACUCAACCUUGUAAGUAGAUACAGAAUUUAGUAUCGUAUCAAUAAAUUGCAUCAAUUCAAAUAGA